Molecule: messenger RNA, 3043 nt
Organism: Clupea harengus (Atlantic herring)
Lineage: Eukaryota; Metazoa; Chordata; Actinopteri; Clupeiformes; Clupeidae
Gene: fbxl3l
Product: F-box and leucine-rich repeat protein 3, like
Cellular component (GO): mitochondrion
Molecular function (GO): protein binding
Source: RefSeq, a predicted model, not a curated record
CACACCACUGACGCAGGCAUGUAAAAACUUUGAUUAACAAACAGCUUUGCUUUCUAUCGUCUCGGGUGACUGAUUAGCUUCGGCUUUGGGAGUAGCUGGUUUCUGUGCGGCUCCACUGCGUGACGUUUCUCUUUGACACACUGACCUACUUUGCAAGUUAAAUGUGCGCUAAACCGCCCGCCCUCUUCGGUGCUACGCUCUGGGACGGCGAAUUGUGUAAACCCCUCGACGGCUAUUUAUGUUAUGUAGGGACAAAAAAUAUUUUACAGUACAGUUCUAAGAACCAUAUCGAAGACACAUUGGCUGUUGGUGUGAUAAAUGCUGAUCAGGGUAGACCCAAUGUAGUUCUGGCAAAUCCAUGUUUUUCCUUACUCACGUGCCACUAGAAUCCCCCGCCCUCCCUUUCCCGCGUCAGUUAUGUCUACCAAGCUGUUGAAUACUGGAGUCUUACUGUAGUAGGGCUUAUCAUUGGACACGGCUGUACAGUAUUUGUGCGCUAACAUUCGGGAAAGAACGACUGCAAAAUCGACUCUUGGGCACUGGAUUAUAUGAGUAAACAAACAAUUUAUAAUAAGUCCUUACUAUUGGAAGGGAAAUGUAUCUGACGUUUGCCAAGAGAAGCUAAAAACCAAGAUGAAGAGGGGAAGAGUAAACAUCACAUCAAAAUGCCAAGGCUUUGCCAGCACCGACGGGCGCAUUAAAAGACAUAAACCAAGGCCCCUUGGACUGUCUUUGUCACAGAGACUAGUGAAGGACUGGGGAAACUUGCCACACCAUGUGGUCUUGCAAAUUUUUCAGUAUCUGUCCCUGGUGGACCGGGCAAAAGCUUCAUCAGUGUGUCGUCGCUGGAAUGAAGUCUUUCAUAUUCCGGAUCUGUGGCGGCGCUUUGAAUUUGAGCUGAACCAGCCGGCCACCUCGUACCUGAAGUCCACACACCCUGAUCUCAUCCAGCAGAUAAUCAAGAGACACGCUCAACACUUGCAGUAUGUCAGUUUCAAGGUUGACAGCUGUACAGAGUCCGCAGAGGCAGCGUGUAAUAUAUUGUCCCAGCUGGUGAACUGCACCAUAAAGACACUGGGUCUCAUUUCAACAGCUCGACCCAGCUUCAUGCAUGUGUCACAGUCCCACUUCGCGUCGGCACUGACAGUGGUGUUUGUGAACUCCAAGUCACUGUCUUCCAUUAAAAUCGACGACACGCCUGUGGAUGACCCCUCGCUGAAGGUCCUGGUGGCGAACAACAGUGACACGCUGAAACUGCUGAAGAUGAGCAGUUGUCCCCACGUCUCCCCAGCUGGAAUCCUGUGCGUGGCCGACCAGUGCCACGGCCUGCGGGAACUUGCCCUCAACUACCACCUGCUGAGCGACGAGCUGCUGCUGGCGCUCUCCUCGGAGAAGCACGUGCACCUUGAGCACCUGCGCAUCGACGUGGUGAGCGAGAGCCCGGGCCAGACGCACUUCCACAGCAUCAAGCGCACCAGCUGGGAGGCGCUGGUCCGUCACUCGCCCAAGGUCAACAUCGUCAUGUACUUCUACUUGGAGGCGGAGGAGUUCGAGCCCUUCUUCUGCGAGGAGACGCCCGUCACGCACCUCUACUUCGGCCGCGCCGUCAGCAAGGCGAUGCUGGGCCGCGUCGGCCUCAACUGCCCGCGCCUGGUGGAGUUGGUGGUGUGCGCCAACGGGCUGCAGCCGCUGGACGAGGAGCUGAUCCGUAUCGGCGAGCGCUGCAAAGACCUGACGGCCAUCGGCCUGGGCGAGUGCGAGGUCACCUGCCGUGGCUUCGUGGAGUUUGUGAAAAAGUGCGGUAAGCGGCUCACCCAGCUGUCAAUCAUGGAGGAGGUGCUCAUCCCCGACAACAGCUACAACAUGGAGCAGAUCCACACGGAGGUGUCCAAGCACCUGGGCCGCCUGUGGUUCCCCGACAUGAUGCCCACGUGGUAACGGUUACCCCUCGUGCUAAGGGUGACCCCUCUGACACAUACACCUACUUAACCCCCCCCCCCAAAACCCAUAAUUAAACCUGUAGGACAUAGGAUAUGACUUUGCUGUUCUGGAACUCUUCUGUGAGAUCUCUUCAUUUGUUUGAAGAAAUCUGGAGAGAUGAUUUAGUUUCUCUUCAUGUUGGCCCCCCACUGUGUUCCAGUGUGUCUUGUGUGCCAUUAAAAACCUGACAAAGGUCUUAAUUAUUAUUUGGGUUGUGUGUCUGUGAGACUGGUGCUGCAGAACACAGAUGGAAGAGGAGGUUUUGUGGAUAUAAUAUCCAAGGAUAUUUGAUGGUCGGUAAUGUUGGUUAUAUGUAAUAACCUUUUUUCUGCCUGAUUAGAUGAAAUUAGGUUCUUUAUUUUCCGUCUUUUUUCCUAGCUAUAAUUAUAAAUGGAUAUGUAUAUGUCUACUAUUUAAUUACACAAUUCACUGUGUGAAAUUAUUGGUGCAGCAAUCUAUCAAGUGGAUUAUAUCUUUCUAAAACUCGUACUUAUUUAUGUACAUGUUUGUUUGAUGAAUAACAUUUGAUAUUCUUGUUAAAACUCUUUUACAACAGACUUUUAAAUCUUGAGGUGUUAGUGAAUAAAUCUACUGUAUAUUUACAGUUUAGACCCAAUGUGUAUCAUUUAUAAAAAUGCCAUAGAGAUUUUUAUUGCAGUCACGUUAAGCAGAUGCAUUCUUCAUGGAAGUGUAGUCCUCUACCUAGUGCACUGUUUUAUAUGAAACUGUUGCUGCCCGAGGAUUCUGUAUCUCUCUUUAGCAGGCUCAGUAUGUCAAAGGGAUUCUUUUAUUUUCUCCAUUGAAAAGAGGAGUCAGUUUUUAAUAUUAAGGGGACGCUGUCUCUUUAAGUUGUUUUACCACAUGUUGUGUUUGCCUUUUGUGCGAAUGUGUUUUUUGUUUGGUUGUGCCAUGGUCACAGAAUGAGACUUUUUAAAACAUUUAUUUACUAGGGCUUCCUCUCCUUACAAAUAAGAAAAUACAUUUCUGACAUGGAUGUUAUUGGCUAGUUAGUAAAAGAUCAUAUCUAAGACUCUGUGAAAAAUAAAAUUGUACUUUUGACACU